This is a messenger RNA of Lucilia sericata (common green bottle fly), 321 nucleotides long. RefSeq lists its product as uncharacterized. Bases 1 to 321 code for a protein of 106 amino acids. The transcript has a single exon. NCBI's taxonomy places the organism in Eukaryota, Metazoa, Arthropoda, Insecta, Diptera, Calliphoridae. The record is from RefSeq and is a predicted model, not a curated record.
AUGAUUCUUAAAAUAAAAGUCAAACUACGUGAUGAUUACGAUUACACUUUCACCGAUAUAGAAAAAUUACACCUGGAGAUUGCAGAUGUUGGUGGUCUUCGUGUACGUUUCGAUAAUCUUUUCAAUGGCCAGAAAUCUUUAGAGGACAGUAUAAAUGCUGUAUUCAAUGAGAAUUGGCGUGAAUUUUAUCAAAUCGAACGUCCUGCUUUAACAAAAUCCGUUCAAGAGAUCAUGAGAGAUCGUCUGUCAAAAGUGUUUAGCUAUGUGCCAGGCAAUUAUUUUAUUGCUGAUUUACCAAGUGCAGCUCAGUAUAGAGGUUAA